GUGCAUCUUCAUGAACCAAAUACCCAUCAUUCAGAUUACACCCCCAAUCAUUUUCCCAUCGAUCGAAAACCCACAGACUUCGAUGGCCGAGUACAGGUUCCUUGUUCAAGAAACUCUAAUAGUGCUGUGCCUUCUCCUCUCUUCAACACCAGCCGCAACCUCUGUCGAUUCAUCACCACUGAACUGGAGCUGCAUCGCAGACGAGAGGGCUGCACUUCUAUCCGUCAAGGCAAGCCUCUUGGACCCCAAUAAUUACCUAUCGUCAUGGCAAGGUGAAGACUGUUGCAGAUGGAAGGGAGUUAGGUGCAGCGCAAAAACAGGCCAUGUUGUCAAGCUCAAUCUUAGGGGCAUGAAUUCAGAAAAAAUCGGAGGUGAGAUAAGCUACUCUUUAGUCAAUUUACAACAACUGAGGUAUCUGGAUUUGAGUGACAACUACUUCUAUGGGGUGCAAAUACCAGAGUUUCUUGGUUCCAUGUCGAGUCUUAGGUAUCUCAACCUUUCAUACACCUAUCUCUAUGGAAGGAUACCCCCACAACUUGGGAAUCUCACCAAGCUCAUCUACCUUGAUCUCAAAUGCUGGUACUUUUACAACCCUAGAUACAACUUACCCUUCUCAGUCGAUCUUGCAUGGCUGUCACAACUAUCCUCAUUGAAGCACCUCGACAUGAGCUUUGUAAACCUUACAGCUGCUGUGGAUUGGGUUCAUGAAAUUAACAGGCUUCCUACUUUGAAAAAUCUUAACCUAAGAGACAGUGGACUCAGAAAUACAGUUCCUUCCCUUCGUCAGUUUAAUCUCACGGUCUCACGGCACUCGAUGUACUCGACAUCUCACAUAAUAGCUUUGACACUACUAUUGCUCCAAACUGGUUUUGGAACGCAACCAGCCUCACUGUUCUUAACCUCCAAUUUUGUUACUUCUAUGGUCCGAUUCCCAACGAGGUAGGGAAAAUGGCAUCACUAGAAAAAGUUUCCUUCCAACAAAAUAAUCUCAUGUCAACCAUGAUACUGUUUCAAAAAUCUAUGCAACCUGACGGUUCUAGAUCUAGCGAGUAGCAAUA
Molecule: messenger RNA, 1058 nt
Organism: Panicum hallii
Lineage: Eukaryota; Viridiplantae; Streptophyta; Magnoliopsida; Poales; Poaceae
Product: receptor-like protein EIX1
Exons: 1
Coding region: 11-943 (310 amino acids)
Molecular function (GO): protein binding
Source: RefSeq, a predicted model, not a curated record